GUGACGCGCGUGAACGCUCCCUGUAUCCUGCUGGUCGUUAAGCCGACGUCAGCGGCUGUGAGGAGAAGCAACACGGCUAAUAACGUCGCGCUCAAUGGCGCUUUUUUCCUGAAAAACGACGUGGGGAGGAAAAAAAACGAUCACAGGGUGAGACAGGUGUCCUGGUGGUGAAGAGGCCAUUUCUUUAUGUCAGGCCUUCAGAGCGCCUACGUGGAGGAAAUCGUACCCGUAGUAUUCGUUACGAUGCGUCGUUAGGCGUUUUAGCGUAACGUGUGCUGUGUUUGCAGGACUGAGCAGGCGAUCUGAACACUAUGGAUGGCUAUGGGUUCUCGAGUCCGGUUCUGGGCGAGGAUCGCUCCGUCAUGGCCCGCAUGCAGAAGAAGUUCUGGAAGACGAAACAGGUUUUGAUCAAGGCGACGGGAAAGAAGGAGGACGAGCACGUGGUGGCGUCGGACGCGGAUCUGGACGCAAAACUGGAGUUUUUUCGUUCGAUUCAGACCACAUGCACAGAGCUGCUGAAAGUCAUCGAAAAAUACCAGCAAAGGAUCACACGCCUGUCUCAGGAGGAGAACGAGCUGGGGCUGUUCCUGCGCUUCCAGGCCGAGCAUGACAAAACUAAAGCGGGAAGCAUGAUGGACGCCACGAGCAAGGCCCUGUGUACCUCCGCCAAACAGAGGUUGGCUCUUUGUGCCCCGCUGCAGCGGAUGGAGCAGGAGAUGGAGACGUUUCGGAGGAGGGCCAUCGCUGACACGCUGCUGACCGUGAGCCGCAUGGAGAAGGCGAGGACGGAGUACCGCGGCGCUCUGCUCUGGAUGAAGGACGUCUCACAGGAGCUGGACCCCGACACCUACAAACAGCUGGAGAAGUUCCGCAAGGUGCAGGCACAGGUGAGGGGAACGAAGGUGCACUUUGAUAAGCUGAAGAAUGACGUGUGUCAGAAAGUGGACAUGCUGGGGGCGAGUCGCUGCAACAUGCUCUCUCAUUCCCUCUGCACUUACCAGACUACACUCUUGCAGUUUUGGGAGAAGACGGCAAACAUGAUGUCUGGCAUCCACGAAGCCUUUAAGGGAUACGUGCCGUACAACUUCACCACCCUGAAGGAGUUAAGGGACCCGCUGGAGCACCUUUCGGAAGGUCCGUCACUGGAGGACAACAAGGAUGAAGAAAAGCAAACGAAUGCAGACGAACUUGUGUCCCUGGAGGAGGAGAAGACGGGAAAAUCAGCGCUCGAAGCUGGUUCUCUCGCUGGUGUUGAUCAGGACAGAGACUCGAAUGGCUCCUUACCAGCCAGUUUAGACUCGGCUUUGUUUGAGCUCUCGGGCCCCAUCAGCACAAUCACCAUGGACGAUGACCUCUUACUCAUGACCCCUGACCCUGAUCCCACCCUGAGCCAUGCCAUGACCCCAGCUCUUCCUAUACCGCAGCCUCAGAGCUGCCCGGAGGCCGAACUGCCCCCUGCUGUCCAGUGGGACGUGUCUCAGGGGCAAAACCUGGAGUCGUUUAUCACUAACCCGCUGCCUGAGAAGGGCGGCAGGGAUUUGCUCUCGGGUCUCGUGCCACAGUCCGGCCUGGAGGAGGAAGAGGGAGAGCGAGGUGAUCUGUCCUUCCUGCAGGAUCUGCUGAGUCCCGGAGCCUCCAGCGGAACAGAUGACUUCAGCAAGGCGUGGCAGGACGCUUUCGGCUGCUUCGAAGCCCCAGCGAGUGCCCCCUGUUCCACACACACUGCUGCAGCGAGCAGCACCGCCGCAACUCGCUCUCCCUCACAGCCUCCGAGUCCCACCGGCUUCCUGCCUUCACAGCUCCUCGACCACGGGAUCAGCACCACCGGAUGGAUGACUCCUCCCAUGUUUCAAACUCCUCCCCUUCAAGCUCCGCCCACUGCUGGUCAGGUCCCGGUUGCGCAGAACAGCACCAGGACGUUGGAUAACGCUCCUAAAGGCGGAGCUCGGGACAUGUCCGCGUGGUUUAACCUUUUCGCCGACCUGGACCCGCUUUCCAACCCCGACGCUAUCGGACGAAGCGAUGAAGAGCUGCUUAAUGCCUGAGGAUUCGUUUCCUCAGUCACUGUACAGAAGAAAAAAAAAAACAGAGCUGGAUAUUCUUUGUGCUGAGUCCCACUGAGCCAAGGAUGGAUCCGGAAAAAUGGGGAUCAGCCGUUAUCUCUCUGUGUGUGUGUGUGUGUGUGUGUGUGUGUGUGCACGUAUGUGUGCGUAAUCCACUUUACAUCUCUUUAGCAACGUGGGUUAAAAAUCUUUUUUUUUUUUUUUUAAAUGAAGGCUGCACUAUAUAUAGUAUAUGAAUCUUAUGAUGAAGGUUGAAGGUUUAAGAUGAAGAUGAAGAGCCACUGAGGGAAAUGAAGGUGUUCGAGAUUGUAUUCUACACUGGAUAGCAAGUUUCACGUGUUUGUAAAUAAUCACACACUGGAACACGCACGAGAAACGUUUACCGAAUCAGAAACGUGUAUUUUUAAUCAGCUGUAGGUUAUUUUACAGACAUGUCUCUGUCUGUCUGUCUGUCUGUCUGUCUAUCCGUCUGAACGCUAUGCUCGCUACGCUAUACAGAAUUACAGUAAAACAAGUAAAAAGGGAAGAAAAUAUCCAAUAUAGCUAGAAUCAGGGAUUUUUGAUUAAUAAAGUGAGCCUCAGUACAGGUGUAAAAAAAAAUAUUUUGGCUUAUAUUUAAUCACAAAUUCAUUUUGGCCAGAAAAAAAUAUCACAAAUCCCUGGUUAUGGCUUUGAAUAAAAGAUUUAAAACAACAAAGCUAUGUAUACUCAUGUGUCGUUGCACAAUAUCUGCUUUGGAAAUUAGAUUUUUAUAUUUAUUAACCCUUUAAUUUCCAAUAACCUGCUUUAAGGUGAGUCUAAGGGGUUAACUGGCUGUAAAAUGUGUGUGUGUGUGUGUGUGUGUGUGUGUGUGUGUGUGUGUGUGUGUGUGUGUGUGUGUGUUGAAUUUUGUAUUAUAUCGGAAUUUGGUAUUUACCACCACAGAUCUCCAGCGACCUACACAGUCGAGUGCAAAAGUUUGUGUCCCCCUUAUCACUAAAUAAAUAAUUAAAUAUGAUUAUAAAGAAAUUGAAUUUUGUGUAUUUAGUUGUUUCAUCUGUGAAAUCACAUGUAAUUAGUGUAUAAUAAAGUUAAGAAACAAAAAGUUCAGAAGUUUGCAUCCCCCCUUUCUAAAUGUGAUGCAUGUUUUCUCUGAUACCUCGAUGUCUAAUAACUCGCCUUCAGCCUCCUUUAUAUCUUUUGGAUCCUCUCAUUAUUCCUGAAAAUAUUCCUAAAACACACACACACACACACAGUGUCUUCUGGAGAAAGAGGCUUUUUCAGAGUUGUUUUUAUUUCUAGAGCUACAUUUGACGUUUUUCCCAUUUUAAAUAACCAAAGAGGAUAGUUCUCAUGAGUGUGGCAGCAGGACGGCGUCGCUUGACCGUCAGGAGAUUCGAAUCCAAGAGAACAACGUUGGGAAAAUUGCUCGUGUUGUCUGGGUGGGAGGGACGGCGUUAACCCUGUCACCUGUCAAUCUGAGCGACACCGACCAAUCGCGUGUCUCCGUGAUCUCAUGUAUGCGGAAGAGGGCCGAUAGCACUUUUCCACGAGCAGAAAAGAUGCACAUGCUGGUUGUUAGUCAUCUAUUUGAUGGGGCGAGCUAGCUAACUGGCAAAAUGACCAAACAAUUAAAAACAGUAAUCAAGAUGAUCAUGAAAAUAAAUAAAUGGGGCACAAACUUUUGCACAUAAUUAUUUCACUUUCACUUUCAUAUAUGGCCUACUGCUGCAGGCUUUUAUUCUUACUAAGCACCUAAUUCCACCUCUGUGAUGUGUGAAGAUAUAAAUCACUGAAGUCUGACUAUUUUUUGGGGUGAUGAUUUAACAUUUGUAAAAGUAUUGGCACCCAUCACCUAUAGGUUGAACCUCACCAAUCUCUCGUAUUCCGUUCUCCGUGUUUUGUUUCACGAAUGUAUGCAAACUGAUAAACACCUUUACAUUCCACUCAUGCCUGAAUGCACAUCAGUACUUCUUUUUUUUUUUUUUUUUCCUGAUAUUUAAAAAUGUAAAAAAAAAGAAAAGAAAAAUAAAGAUUUCUACAUUGCCUUGCACAUUUCAUUGUGUUAAAAACCUUUUUAACUUCAAAAACAUAAAGAAUGUACACUGCACCAUUCUCGGCUGCGUUUGACUUGAUUUAUUUUAUGCAAUUAAUGAUUUUUUUUUUUUUUUUUUUUGGAUUGAUCAUGUAACAAUUUACAAUGUUAUGGACAGAUGAGAUCUUUACAGUGACUGUACUCAUGUGACGACCGACCAGACGAUAAAAUAAACUUCUUGUAUUUGA
Messenger RNA from Pangasianodon hypophthalmus (striped catfish), 4325 nucleotides. It is a transcript of the gene ical1, whose product is annotated as islet cell autoantigen 1-like. Bases 312 to 2045 code for a protein of 577 amino acids. The record is from RefSeq and is a predicted model, not a curated record. Gene Ontology annotation, biological process: regulation of transport. The transcript is spliced from 17 exons. Gene Ontology annotation, cellular component: Golgi apparatus. Lineage: Eukaryota; Metazoa; Chordata; Actinopteri; Siluriformes; Pangasiidae. Gene Ontology annotation, molecular function: protein domain specific binding.